AUGCCCGCCUCGUCAUUUAUGCACCCUUUUGCUUCGCCCAACGCUAUCCCGCCCCGCACCAGCUCCACGGGUAUUCCAAAUCCCAACACGGCCGCUACGAGCACCCUCAAACAGCCGUCCAGAACAAGCGUCCUGCGCCCACUGAGCGAGAUUGACUGGUUGGGCCAGAGCAAGAAGAGCAAGACGAGCCACGCUGGCGAGCCGCUGAAUACCCACCCACCCCACCAGAACCCGCCGUCCAUGGCGUCCAACAUGUCGACCCCGACCAACACCGACGCCCCUCUCGAGUCCAGCACAAACUACCCCACGCCCCUGUCCCCGCCCUUGGAGUCGACCAAAGGUAUAGGCGAAGAGCUCAUCUACGGAAAUGGCGUCGCCUGGACAGAGGAGAAGGAGCGUAUACUAUUAGGCCCCUACGACUACUUGUAUGGACAUCCCGGCAAAGAUAUCCGCAGCCAGUGCAUUGCUGCCUUUAACCAGUGGCUCAAGGUGCCGCCAGAGCGAUUGGACGUCAUUACAAACGUCGUGGGCAUGUUGCAUACCUCGAGUCUGCUCGUCGACGACGUGGAAGACUCGUCUCUCCUCCGCCGUGGCAUCCCCGUCGCCCACGCCAUAUUCGGCACCCCGCAAACCAUCAACUCGGCCAACUACGUCUAUUUCCGCGCACUCGCCCUCCUGCUCUCCAUGAACAAUCCCAGGCUCAUUGAAAUCUUCACCGAGGAGCUGCUGAACCUGCACAGAGGACAGGGCAUGGACUUGUACUGGAGAGACACUCUGACGUGUCCGAGCGAAGUAGACUACCUGGAAAUGGUUGGCAACAAGACGGGCGGCUUAUUUCGUCUUGCCAUCAAGCUCAUGCAAGCUGAGUCUCAAGUAGAAAUGUAUGUGUCUCCCUGCAUCUCACAACAACGACCACCUCAGCCUAACCAGCUCCGAAACAGCGACUGCACCCCACUUGUCUCCACAAUCGGCCUCCUCUUCCAGAUCCUCGACGACCACCUCAACCUCUCGCCCACAUCAGGCUACUCAACCCUCAAGGGCCUGUGCGAAGACCUCACAGAAGGCAAAUUCUCCUUUCCCGUUAUCCACGCCAUACGCGCCGAUCCCUCAAACCAAAUCUUGAUCAACAUUCUCAAGCAAAAAACGACGGACGAUCAGGUGAAGAGCUAUGCACUGGGGUAUAUGGAGAGCAAGGGCAGUUUUGAGUACAGCAAGGGCGUCAUUGCCGAGUUGAGGGCCAAAACGGACGAGCACGUGAGCAGGAUUGAGGCAAUAUUGGGCGACGAGGGACGGGGUGGUGCUGACGCACUGAGGGCCAUGCUGGAGAGAUUGGUGUUGAGAUGA
Molecule: messenger RNA, 1344 nt
Organism: Exserohilum turcica Et28A
Lineage: Eukaryota; Fungi; Ascomycota; Dothideomycetes; Pleosporales; Pleosporaceae
Exons: 2
Coding region: 1-1344 (447 amino acids)
Biological process (GO): isoprenoid biosynthetic process
Molecular function (GO): prenyltransferase activity
Source: RefSeq, a predicted model, not a curated record